Molecule: messenger RNA, 405 nt
Organism: Penicillium lagena
Lineage: Eukaryota; Fungi; Ascomycota; Eurotiomycetes; Eurotiales; Aspergillaceae
Product: VOC family protein
Exons: 1
Coding region: 1-405 (134 amino acids)
Source: RefSeq, a predicted model, not a curated record
AUGCCUCACAUCGCCCACAUCUCCCUAGUCGUCCGCGACUACGACGAGUCUCUCGCUUUCUACGUCGAUAAGCUCGGCUUCACCCUCGUCGAGGACAAUCAAGAGCCUAACAAGCGCUGGGUCACCAUUCGCCCCCCAGGUGCAUUGCCAGACGCGACAACUAUACUGCUCGCCCGUGCUUCGACGCCGGAACAGCUAGCCGUUAUCGGAAGUCAAACCGGUGGACGCGUAUUUUUAUUUCUCGAGACGGAUGAUUUCCAGCGGGACUAUGAUCGGUUCACUAAGAAUGGGGUUGAGUGGGUAAGGCCACCGGCAACAAUGGAUUAUGGGAUCGUUGCUGUAUUUAAGGACUUGUAUGGCAACCAGUGGGACUUGAUUCAGCGAGAGAAAAAAUGUCCUGAUUGA